AUGUCUCAGGACAUCUUCAUAGGUGAUUGUACCAACACCACCCCCAGCAGCCACAACUCCAACUUCAGCUGUGGAUACAACAACCACAGCUGCUCCUACAUCAACCACAGCGGUUCCACAAACAACAACAGCUACUCUCACAACAACCACAGAUUCUCCCACAACAACCACAGCAGCUCCCACAACAUCCACAGUUGCUGCCACAACAACCACAGCUGUUCCCACAACAACGCCACAUGCUCCGACAAAAACCCUAGAUGUUCCAACAACAACCACAGCUGCUCCCAUAUCAACCAAAGCUGCUCUCCCAACAACCGCAGCCUCACCCACAACAAACACAGCGGCUCCCACAACAUCCCCAGCUGCUCCCACAACAACCACAGCUGCUCCAACAACAACCACAGGCUAUCCCACAACAACCACAGCUUCUCCCACAACAACCACAGCUACUCCAACAACAACCACAGCUGCUCUCCCACCAACCGCAGCCUCACCGACAACAAACACAGCGGCUCCCACAACAUCCCCAGCUGCUCCCACAACAACCACACUGCUCCAACAACAACCUCAGCUGUUCCCACAACAAUCACAGAAUCUCCCACAACAACCACAGCUGCUCCCACAACAACCACAGCUGCUCUCACAACAACCACAGCCUAUCCCACAACAACCACAGCUGCUCCCACAACAACCACAGCUGCACCUACAGCAACCACAGCUGCUCCAACAAAAACCACAUCAUCUACCACAACAAUGACAGAAUCUCCCACAACAACCACAGCUGGUCCCACAACAACCACAGCUGCUCUCACAACAACCACAACUGUUCCCACAACAACCACAGCUGCACCCACAACAACCACAGGUGCACCCACAACAACCACAGCCAUUCCCACAACACCCAUAGCUUCUCCCACAGCAACCAUAGAAGCUCCAACGACAACUACAAUUGGGGUAACAACAACCACAGAUACUUCAAAAACAACCCCAGCUGUUCCCACAACAACCACGGCUACUCCGACAACAACCCCAGAUGUACCAACCACAACCACAACUCUUCCAACAACAACCACAACUGCUCCAACAACAAACACAGAUACAUCCAAAACAACCACAGCCAUCCCCUCAAUACUCACUGCUGCUCCCACAACAACCACAGCAGCUCCAACGACAACUACAAUUGGGGCUACACCAACCACAGAUACUCCAACAACAACCAAAACUGCUCUCACAUCAACUACAGCUCCUCCAACAACAACCACAGCUGCUCUCACUACAACCACAGCUGCUCCCACAACAACCACAGCUGCUCCAACAACUGCUCCCACAACAACCACAGUAUCUCCCACAACAACCACAGCUGCUCCUGCAACAACCACAGCUGCUCUCACAACAACCACAGCUGUUCCCACAACAACGCCACAUGCUCCGACAAAAACCCUAGAUGUUCCAACAACAACCACAGCUGCUCCCAUAUCAACCACAGCUGCUCUCCCAACAACCGCAGCCUCACCGACAACAAACACAGCGGCUCCCACAACAUCCCCAGCUGCUCCCACAACAACCACAGAAACUCCCACAACAACCACAGUCGCUAUUUCAAAAACCCCAGCUGCUCCAACAACAACCUCAGCUGUUCCCACAACAACCUCAGCUGUUCCCACAACAAUCACAGAAUCUCCCACAACAACCACAGCUGCUCCCACAACAACCACAGCUGCUCUCACAACAACCACAGCUGCUCCCACAACAACCACAGCUACUCCAACAACAACCACAGCCUAUCCCACAACAACCACAGCUGCUCCCACAACAACCACAGCUGCUCCUACAGCAACCACAGCUGCUCCAACAAAAACCACAUCAUCUACCACAACAAUCACAGAAUCUCCCACAACAACCACAGCUGGUCCUACAACAACCACAGCUGCUCUCAAAACAACCACAACUGUUCCCACAACAACCACAGCUGCACCCACAACAACCACAGGUGCACCCACAACAACCACAGGUGCACCCACAACAACCACAGCCAUCCCCACAACACCCAUAGCUUCUCCCACAUCAACCACAGCUGCUCCCACAACAACCACAGUAUCUCCCACAACAACCACAGCUGCUCCCGCAACAACCACAGCUGCUCUCACAACAACCACAGCUGCUCCCACAACAACCACAGUUGUUCCCACAACAACCUCAGAAUCUCCCACAACAACCAUAGUCGCUACUUCAAAAACCACAGCUGCUCCCACAACAACCAGAGCUGUUCCCACAACAACCACAGCUGCUCCCACAACAACCAGCGCUGUUCCCACAACAACCACAGCUGCUCCCACAACAACCCCAGCUGCUCCAACAACAACCCCAGCUUUUCCCACAUCUACAAUUGGGGAUACAACAACCACAGAUACUCCAACAACAACCACUACUGCUCCCACAUCAACCAAAGCUGCUCCCACAACUACCACAGAAUCUCCCACAACAACCACAGCUGCUCCCACAACAACCACAGCUGCUCUCACAGCAACCACAGCUGCUCCCACAACAACCACAGCUGUUCCCACAACAACCACAGAAUCUCCCACAACAACCACAAGCUGUUCUCACUACAACCACAGCUGCUCCCACAACAACCACAGCUGCUCCAACAACAACCAGAGCUGUUCCCACAACAACCACAGCUGCUCCCACAACAACCACAGCUGCUCCCACAACAACGCCAGCUGCUCCAACAACAACCUCAGCUGUACCCACAACUACAAUUGGGGCUACAACAACCACAGAUACUCCAACAACAACCACUACUGCUCCCACAUCAACCACAGCUGCUCCCACAACAACCACAGUAUCUCCCACAACAACCACAGCUGCUCCCGCAACAACCACAGCUGCUCUCACAACAACCACAGCUGCUCCCACAACAACCACAGUUGUUCCCACAACAACCUCAGAAUCUCCCACAACAACCAUAGUCGCUACUUCAAAAACCACAGCUGCUCCCACAACAACCAGAGCUGUUCCCACAACAACCACAGCUGCUCCCACAACAACCAGCGCUGUUCCCACAACAACCACAGCUGCUCCCACAACAACCCCAGCUGCUCCAACAACAACCCCAGCUUUUCCCACAUCUACAAUUGGGGAUACAACAACCACAGAUACUCCAACAACAACCACUACUGCUCCCACAUCAACCAAAGCUGCUCCCACAACUACCACAGAAUCUCCCACAACAACCACAGCUGCUCCCACAUCAACCACACCUUCUCCAACAACAACCACAGCUGCUCGCACAACAACAACAUCCUUCCCCACAUCUGCUCCCACAACCACCACAGCAGCUCCAACGACAACUACAAUUGGGGCUACAGCAACUACAGAUACUCCAACGACAACAACAACUGA
This is a messenger RNA of Oncorhynchus nerka (sockeye salmon), 3405 nucleotides long. Its product is annotated as mucin-5AC-like. Lineage: Eukaryota; Metazoa; Chordata; Actinopteri; Salmoniformes; Salmonidae. The record is from RefSeq and is a predicted model, not a curated record. The transcript has 5 exons. The coding region runs from base 1 to 3405 and encodes 1134 amino acids.